Messenger RNA from Trichosurus vulpecula (common brushtail), 1316 nucleotides. It is a transcript of the gene EEF1AKMT1, whose product is annotated as EEF1A lysine methyltransferase 1. The transcript has 6 exons. The record is from RefSeq and is a predicted model, not a curated record. Gene Ontology annotation, molecular function: protein-lysine N-methyltransferase activity; nucleic acid binding. The coding region runs from base 608 to 1264 and encodes 218 amino acids. Gene Ontology annotation, biological process: methylation. NCBI's taxonomy places the organism in Eukaryota, Metazoa, Chordata, Mammalia, Diprotodontia, Phalangeridae.
UCUCUGCCAAGAUGGGGACACGACUGAACGACAGCAAAGUUGUGAACAGGAUAAAAAGGAGAUAACUAAUGGAUAGAAAGCACUGGCAUUAAGAAGAGUGAGGGAAGGCUUCCUGUGGAAGACGACGUUUUAUUGGAGACUUAAAGGAGGCCGGGGAAGUCAGUACUCUGAGCGGAGAAGGGAAGCACGCCAGGCACCGGGGAGUGCCCAGAGCCGAGAGAUGGAGAAUCCUGUUCUUGGAACAGCAGGAGGCCAGGGUCCUCGGAUCCGGGAGGCCGCGGCUGGGAUUAAUUAAAAGUACUACGCUCCGGGGACACAGGAAGAAGGGCAAGCGAAGUGAACCGGGGAGAAUACCCGCCACCCGCAACCUCUUUGCCAAACUGCGCACGCGUAAAGACCAGACCAAGCGCGAGACCUCUGGGCCCUUACUUUCCCGGGCCUUCCGUUCCGGCGCUCCGAAGAACGGCCGGCGGCGCGCGUGGUUGAAGCAGAUCCCUGACUCCAGGCCCAUUCUCUGGCCACUUGGACAUCUUCUAGAGACCUCUCUUUGGUAUUAUCCUGCGAAGAGCCACCUGGAAUCUUGUCCUCCGUGGUACAUGUUUAAGAGAUGGGUGAUUCUGAUGAUGAUGACAUCCCUCAGCUUUCUUCCCAUACCCUAGCAGCUCUGCAGGAAUUUUAUGAUGAACAGCAACAGCGAAAGACUGACCCUGGUGAAGAUAAUAAAUAUAACAUUGGGGUAAUAGAAGAAAAUUGGCAAUUGAGUCAGUUUUGGUACAGUGAAGAAACAGCAUUACGAUUAGCUACUGAAGCUAUUAUAGCUGCUGGUAAAGGUGGAAGGAUAGCAUGUGUCAGUGCCCCCAGUGUUUACCAGAAAUUGAGAGAGUUGAAUGGUGAAGACUUUUCAGUGUGCAUCUUGGAAUAUGACAAAAGAUUUGCUGUAUAUGGAGAGGAAUUUAUCUACUAUGAUUACAAUGAUCCUUUAAAUUUGCCUGAAAAGCUUACUCCACAUAGUUUUGACAUUGUUAUCGCUGAUCCGCCUUACCUUUCUGAAGAAUGUCUCAGAAAAACAGCAGAAACCAUCAAGUAUCUAACACAAGGAAAGAUUCUGCUUUGCACAGGUGCCAUCAUGGAGAAAGAGGCAGCAGAACUCCUUGGGGUGAAGAUGUGUAGAUUUAUUCCAAAACACACUCGAAAUUUGGCAAAUGAGUUUCGAUGCUAUGUUAAUUAUGAUUCUGGACUGAAUUCUGAAGUCAACUGUUCAUAGCAUUGUAAUACAAGAGAAUAUCCUAAAUAAAAUUCUGUUCUAUUUCCUUGAA